This is a messenger RNA of Calidris pugnax (ruff), 3976 nucleotides long. It is a transcript of the gene MAPK8IP2, whose product is annotated as mitogen-activated protein kinase 8 interacting protein 2. Gene Ontology annotation, biological process: regulation of JNK cascade. Gene Ontology annotation, cellular component: cytoplasm. The transcript is spliced from 16 exons. NCBI's taxonomy places the organism in Eukaryota, Metazoa, Chordata, Aves, Charadriiformes, Scolopacidae. Gene Ontology annotation, molecular function: protein binding. The record is from RefSeq and is a predicted model, not a curated record. Bases 30 to 3833 code for a protein of 1267 amino acids.
GGGUUUGUCGGUGUGUCACCCCCGGCACGAUGUCCCCAGCCCUGACGUCCCCCGUCCCUCUCCCCAGGCCCCCCCAGGACAUCAGCCUGGAGGAGUUCGAUGACGAGGACCUGUCGGAGAUCACGGACGACUGCGGCAUCGGGCUGAACUACGACUCGGACCACUAUGAGAAGGACUGCCUGGUGCUGGAGCGGGGCGAGCAGCCGCACCCCGUCUGCACCUUCCAGGACGACUUCCAGGAGUUCGAGAUGAUCGACGACAACGAGGAGGAGGAGGAAGAGGAGGAGGGCAACGAGCUGGAAGCUCCACCGUCCCCUUCGGCCUCGCCCAUCCCCUCGCCCGCUCUGGAGGAGACGCAGAAGCACCGACCCACCACCCUCAACCUGACGGCCCCGGGCACCCAGGACUCCCUGAACAACAACGGCAGCUUCCCCCAGCCCGCGCACCGCACCACCUGGCAGGACACCCUUCUCCACUCCUCCUCCUCCUCCUCUUCCUCACACGCUGGACACUCGUCGCCCCACGCCUGCAUCCAAGAUGGACCCUGCCUGGAGAGCCCGAAGGGGCCGAGCCCCGGGGGGGCCGGGCAGGCCCCCGCCUCGCUGCAGCCCUCCCCCUUUGACUCGCAAGGCAACAGCCACGAGUCGCUGGCACAUGGUAACCCAUCGCCCCCGAGAGCCGGGGAAGAUUAUAACAUGAAUAUCAUCUCCUCUGCGCUGCGAGCACCGCACUCCCCGUCGCACCUCCGCCAGCCGCCCCCUAAACCGUCUCUCUCUCCAACAGGGCCUGUGGCUCCCCCCGGCCCCCCCGGGCGGGCGGCCAGCAUGCGGGGGCACCCCUCGGGCUCCUCGGAGACCACCUCACCCUCCUCGGACCCCGGCAUCGAGGCCGACCUCACCAGCCGGACCACCAAGCCCUUCCUGCCCGGCGGCCGGCACGGAGAAGACCUCAGCUCGCCCGGCUCCGACUCGGACGUGGAGGGGGAGAUCGAGGCGGCCUUCGCCGGCGGGCGCCUGGUCAGCAACAUGAUCUCCUCCAUCUCGGAGACAGAGCUGGACCUGAGCAGCGACAGCAGCAGCGGCAGGUCCUCCCACCUCACCAACUCCAUCGAGGAGGCCAGCUCGCCCACCUCAGAGGCCGAGCUGGAGACGGAGCUGGAGCCCCCCGGCCUGAUGGGCAUCAAGGACUCCCUGCUGCUGGACAAGGGCAAGGAGGAGGAGGAGGAGACCCUGGAGAGGGAGCUGCCGGAGCGCGGGGUGGUGAGGCGGGAGAGCCUGGCCGAGCUGAAGAUGGAGGGCUACUACGACAGCCUGGACCCGGUGGACUCCUCUGCGCCCGCGGGCCAGACAGACGUCUCCGUCUCCAGCCCCCUGGACCUGAAGAUCGACCCCGACCACAGCCUGGAGAGCAUCCGGCGCUCCUUCUACCUGCCCGUGGGGCCCAAGCUGAUGCCCGAGGCGGACGAGGAGGACAACAGCGAGUACGACUCCGACUCCGAGUCGGAGCCCGACCUGAGCGAGGACUCGGACUCGCCCUGGCUGCUCAGCAACCUCGUCAACAAGAUGAUCUCGGAGGGCUCCUACCCCAUCAAGUGCCCAGACGAGUGCUUCCAGCAGACCCACUCGCUCUGCGACACCAUCUCCCCGGCCUCCGACCUGGAGCCCGAGAUCCUGAGCGAGGCGCUGGACGAGGGGCCGGUCUCGCGGGACUCCCCGGUGGGCACGGGGGACCCGGCCCCCCUGCCCCACUGCCAGCGUGCCAUCGAGCUGGUGGACAUGGAGACGCUGCGCAGCUCCCUCCAGCGCGCCGAGGACGAGCGGGCCACGGAGCCGGUGCCGGAGCUGCCCGCCGACGAGCCGGGCCCCUUCCUCUUCCUCAGCAACCCCACCAACGACACCAUCGCCCCUGUCUUCCCAGGGCGCCCCGUCGCCCUCGACAGGCUGGGCGCCUCCGAGGUCCUGGCCACCUUCGGCUGCCGCUCAGGGCCCCCCCGCGCUGCCCCGCGCACCGAGGUGGCCCCCGAGGAGCACCGCACCACCGCGACACCCUCGCCACCGGCCACCGGCCCGGAGGACUGGGCCAUCGACAGGGACCUGGACUCGGGCGUCCUGGAGGCCGACGCCAUGAUCGACGACGUCCGGUUAGCGCCCCAGGAGCAGAGCCCCGACAGCCACCCGCCCGCCCUGGAUGUCUCCACCGCCAAGACCAACCGCGGCUUCACCAUGGCCUACUCCACGGACGAGGACGAGGUGCCCUACCUGAAGGGCUCCCCCUUCCCCGAGGACGCGCUGCGGGGGAGCUUCGGGGGGGAGCUGCCGCCCGCCCCCGGGGGGCUGGAGCCGCGGGCGCUGGACGAGUCCCUGGCCUACGACUCGGUGAAGUACACGCUGGUGGUGGACGAGCACACGCAGCUGGAGCUGGUGAGCCUGCGGCGCUGCACCUCGGUGCUGAGCGACGACAGCGACCUGCUCCGCGCCUGCGACCGCUGCGACCUGGAGGAGGAGGAGGCCGCCUUCGGGGAUGGGCUGGUGGCCCCCGACGCCCACAGCUCCUCCGAGGACUCGUCCCCAGAGGCCGACCUGCAGUUCUCCAAGAAGUUCCUCAACGUCUUUGUCAACAGCACCUCACGCUCCUCCAGCACAGAGUCCUUCGGGCUGUUCUCCUGCAUGGUGAACGGGGAAGAGCGGGAGCAGACCCACCGCGCCGUCUUCAGGUUCAUCCCCCGCCACGAGGACGAGCUGGAGCUGGACGUGGACGACCCCAUCCUGGUGGAGCUGGAGGAGGAUGACUACUGGUACCGGGGCUACAACAUGCGGACGGGGGAGAGGGGCAUCUUCCCCGCCUUCUACGCCCAUGAGGUGGUCGGCCAAGCCCGGGACGCCAUCGGCCUGAAGAGGAACCCGUGCUGGGUGGAGCGGUUCAACGUGCAGUUCCUGGGCUCGGUGGAGGUUCCCUACCACCAGGGCAACGGCAUCCUCUGCGCCGCCAUGCAGAAGAUUGCCACCACCAGGAAGCUGACGGUACACCUGCGCCCGCCGGCCAGCUGCGACCUGGAGAUCACGCUGCAGGGCAUCAAGCUCAUCCUCACCGUCACCGAGUACAGCCGGGACGAGGAGUUCGAGCGCUGCAGCCACUUCUUCCAGAUGAAGAACAUCUCCUUCUGUGGGUGCCACCCCCGCAACAGCUGGUUCAUCCCCCGCCACGAGGACGAGCUGGAGCUGGACGUGGACGACCCCAUCCUGGUGGAGCUGGAGGAGGAUGACUACUGGUACCGGGGCUACAACAUGCGGACGGGGGAGAGGGGCAUCUUCCCCGCCUUCUACGCCCAUGAGGUGGUCGGCCAAGCCCGGGACGCCAUCGGCCUGAAGAGGAACCCGUGCUGGGUGGAGCGGUUCAACGUGCAGUUCCUGGGCUCGGUGGAGGUUCCCUACCACCAGGGCAACGGCAUCCUCUGCGCCGCCAUGCAGAAGAUUGCCACCACCAGGAAGCUGACGGUACACCUGCGCCCGCCGGCCAGCUGCGACCUGGAGAUCACGCUGCAGGGCAUCAAGCUCAUCCUCACCGUCACCGAGUACAGCCGGGACGAGGAGUUCGAGCGCUGCAGCCACUUCUUCCAGAUGAAGAACAUCUCCUUCUGUGGGUGCCACCCCCGCAACAGCUGCUAUUUCGGGUUCAUCACCAAGCACCCGGUGCUGAGCCGCUUCGCCUGCCACGUCUUCGUCUCCCAGGAAUCCAUGCGGCACGUCGCCGAGUGUGUCGGACGAGCGUUUCAGGAAUAUUACCAGGAGCACCUGGAGUACGCCUGCCCCACAGAGGACAUUUACCUGGAGUAAGGGGACGGUCACUGUGUCUCCUGCUUCCGCACCCCCCUCCAGCCCCACAGACGGCCAGAGACUCUGUCUGACCCCACAACCAGCCGGCUUGGCCCCCCCUGCACAUACUCCAGCCCAUGCCCCACGGACUCCCCGCACAUCCU